Messenger RNA from Oreochromis niloticus (Nile tilapia), 5112 nucleotides. RefSeq names its product transcription factor AP-2 delta (activating enhancer binding protein 2 delta) (gene tfap2d). Gene Ontology annotation, molecular function: RNA polymerase II transcription regulatory region sequence-specific DNA binding; DNA-binding transcription factor activity, RNA polymerase II-specific. Gene Ontology annotation, biological process: regulation of cell population proliferation; regulation of transcription by RNA polymerase II; anatomical structure development. Gene Ontology annotation, cellular component: nucleus. Bases 2546 to 3922 code for a protein of 458 amino acids. Lineage: Eukaryota; Metazoa; Chordata; Actinopteri; Cichliformes; Cichlidae. The record is from RefSeq and is a predicted model, not a curated record. The transcript has 8 exons.
ACAACCGGCCUUCACCGAUCUCGUCGUGCAGAGGUUUCACGUCGAGCCUCGAGGCAAAACAAUCGCUAUCGGUUAAUUAAAAUAUAAAAGGCCUUGAGAACUUUUUAAAGGAGCUAUUUAAGGCGGCCCCUGCACCGCCCGUGUCUCCGCCCGGGCCGUUUGUGUUUCUUAUGAGGACUUUUUCAGACUUGACUACAAGAGUAUAAGCUAAAUAGUCUUGAUCAAGGAAAAAGGGAAGCUCUUGUAGAAUAUUUUAGUUUUUCUGUCAGUGGGUAGGUUUUCCUUUCUUACUUUUCUUUCCUCUUUUUUUUUUUUUUUAGCCAUGUGACCAUAUAUGAUGACUCUAUUUUCAAUAUGAGAAAAGACACAAUUUAAAGAAAAAUCUGUAAGAACUAAUGUAAAAUUAUUAUUAUUAUUAUUAUUAUUAUUGGUGUUGUUGUUGUUGUUGCUGCUGCUGUUGUUACCGAUUAGGACAGAGAAGGAGACGCAUGUAGUAACAGAUGGGAGGGAAAAUAGUUGCUUAAUUAAACUGCAGAGUCAAUCUCGGCGUCCCAGCGUCUGCACGGUCACUGUCUGCACUUUAAUAAUAUCAGGGAGUCGCUUUGGUUACAGUUACAGCUGAGUAGAAAAAAAAACAUCCAAAACAAGACUGAUUAGGGCUUAUCUCUGCUGUGGGUUGCAGCCCCCCUCUCCCUGUGUGUUGGCUGGUUUGUUUUGAAUGGCAGGAAAUCUGACAGACAGAAUAAUUCUCCUCUCCUUCUUUAGUUUUCCCCUCCUCUCUCCUUUAUUUCCUUCUUUGCUCCUCUUCAGGCAGUGGCCACAAGCUUUGGCUUCUGCUCUCUCUCCCUCUCUCUCUCCUUUUUUUUUUAAGUCUUAUACGUCUAUUACUUCCCGGUUGGCCUAAGGGCAAGACAGCUAUAGAUUGCGUCUUUCUGUAUAUUUAAAGUCAUUAUAGCUUGGAUUUUGAUUCAUGCGGCUCUAUACACCUGUUACUGUUUUAUGCUUUGUUAUCCUAUAAAAGGUGCAACCUGCUUUAAAAUUAGAGAAGGGAAAGAAGAGCUUUCACCUGAUUACAGCGUCGAUUUUUCCCCCCAAUAAGCUUUUCAUAUAAUUGUUUAAAAAAAAAAAAACAUCUUCUGCCAUCUUACUUUACAAAACCAUCACGGCUCCGUGCAGCUGGGCAGGACCACCCCGAGGGCGCCUGCUCAGGUGAGUUACAGCACGAGGAGAAAGGCAGAAAGAGAGAGAGAGGGGAAAGGGGAGAGAGAGGGGUCACGAGGCUGACCGACUGACCGAAAAAGACAUAAUAAUAACAAUAAUAACAACAAUAAUAAUAAUAAUAAUAAUAAUAAUAAUAAUGAUAAUAAUAAUAAUAAUGUACAUUCACGCACCAAACAUUUAUACAGUGCUAAUAUCAGAUAUGAAAAACGUUGGUUUGUUAUCACAAAGCAGACCCCCCUCCCCCAAAAGAAAGAAAAGAAAAGAUAUGGAAUGGGAAUGAGACCCUUCAAAGGCAGUUUUUCAUGCAAAAGCAAAAACAAAACAAAAAAAUAAAUAAAUGUAAAUAAUGAUAAUCAUAAUAAUAAUAACUAGACCUCCUCCUUCGGUUUAAUUCGGUCCUUAAGCACGUGAAAGUAAAUAACUAAAGCGAUAAUUAGCAAUAAUGGAAAAUAUUUUAAAUUGGUAUAUACAUUCAUAAAGUCUGUGAGAGCUUAUUUCUCUCUGUGUGCAUGAAAUAAAUCUGCACUGAAACCCGCAUUUAAAUUGUGCGAUAAAAACAGCAUGACAGCAGCAAACAUAGUAAUUCAUCUAAAAACAUUUGAUGCAUGCAGAAAACGCCGAAAACCUGCCGUUUCAUAAUUAACCCCCCCUCUUAAAGCUCGAUAAAUUCAUUACAAGUUUGCUGCAGGAACAGAAGAAAAUCUCAUAUAUAUUUUUUCUACGUCCAUUCCGUUCUUAAAUCAAAAUUAGCUUUAAAAUAUGUCAAAGCAAACUUACAUUUCUGUUGAAAAAUCCGCACAUUUUUGUUUGUAAAACGACUUAGCCGAUGUGGAUAAAAAAAUGAUAAUAUUAAAAAUAAUAAGAAUAAUAAUAACCCGACGAAACCGAGCAGAAGACCUCGUGAAAACACAAACGGGUCAAAAAGGAAAAUGUCCACAAAAAGCGUAGAAAAUGUUGAAAGAAGCACUUGGUUCCUUAUUAAGGCGAAGAUACAAUAUUUAUUCCGUGUCUCCUGGGAUGCUCCGCUCCGUCUAUUGUCCUCCCAUUCCUCAGUGCUGAUGCUUAAUUUUCAAAACUUCUAUAUUACCAAGGGACCUACGACAUCAGCCGAGAAAUACCCUGCAAGUACAAAAUCCGUGAGCCAGCCCCGUCCGUGCAGAGGGGAGACGCUCGCGUUCCGCCAGCUUUCUACCGUUACCGAGAGCGCGCGAGGGGGGACUUUUCCAUUUCUCUCGCUUUUUGGGGAUUUUAAGGCAUUUUUAUUAUUAUUCGAUCCGGCCAGAAAGGAGAGGAAAAAAAUACGGGUUACUUUGGAGAAAGCACAAUGUCAGCGACCUUCCCCGGACUUGUCCACGACGCAGAGAUACGUCACGACGGAUCAAACAGCUACCGGCUCAUGCAGCUCGGCUGCCUGGAGUCCGUGGCCAACUCCUCGGUCGCCUACUCCUCCUCCUCCCCGCUCACCUACCCGGCACCGGCGGGGACGGAGUUCGCCUCACCCUAUUUCUCGGCCAACCACCAGUACACGCCCCUCCACCACCAGUCUUUCCACUACGAGUUCCAGCAUUCCCACCCGGCCGUGGCCCCGGAGGCCUACGGCCUGAACUCGCUGCACUCGGGCCAGUACUACCAGCAGAUCCACCACGGAGAGCCCGCCGACUUCAUCAACCUGCACAACGCGCGCUCGGCCCUCAAGUCCUCGUGCCUGGACGAGCAGCAGCGGCGCGAGCUGGGCUGCCUCGACGCUUACCGGCGCCAUGACCUGUCGCUGAUGACGUCACACGGCUCACAGGCCUACGGCGUCGGUAUGCACCACCCGGACCAGAGGCUGCUGCCCGCCGCUGGCCUGGGCCUCCCUCCGCCCGCGGCGGACGACCUGCAGGGCUCCGUGGAAGCGCAGUGUGGGCUCGUGCUGAACGGCCAAGGGGGCGUCAUCCGGAGAGGGGGAACAUGUGUGGUGAAUCCUACAGAUUUGUUCUGCUCGGUACCGGGUCGGCUUUCGCUGCUCAGUUCCACCUCAAAGUACAAAGUCACCAUCGCUGAGGUGAAAAGAAGACUGUCCCCGCCAGAGUGCCUCAAUGCUUCCCUACUGGGCGGCAUACUGCGUAGAGCAAAGUCUAAGAAUGGAGGCCGGUGUCUUCGUGAGAAAUUAGACCGUUUAGGGCUCAACCUACCAGCAGGACGGAGGAAAGCCGCCAACGUAACGCUGCUCACCUCCCUGGUGGAAGGUGAGGCGCUCCACCUGGCGAGGGACUUUGGCUACACCUGUGAGACAGAGUUUCCCAGUAAGGCAGUGGGUGAACAUUUGGCGAGGCAGCACAGUGAGCCGAAAGAAACCAGCGCGCGCAAGAAGAUGGUCCUGGCUACAAAGCAAAUCUGUAAGGAGUUCCAGGACUUAUUGAGCCAAGAUCGCUCUCCUCUGGGCUCCUCCAGACCAACACCAAUCUUGGACCUGGACAUCCAGAGACACCUCACACACUUCAGUCUGAUCACUCACGGGUUUGGCACGCCGGCGGUCUGUGCAGCUCUCAGCACCUUCCAGACAGUGCUGAGCGAGAUGCUCAACUACCUGGACAAAACCUCGAGUGGGAAAACGAGCGGAGCCGGCGACCAACAGAUCAACAACAGCUCAGAAAAGACGCAGCUCCGGAAAACAGCCGAGCCCCAGAGCAAAGACGGGAAAACAGAAAAGACUGAGUAGCCCCCACCCACCCGGUCCCCGUGCCUUGGAGCGCUGCAUUUAGAAGUGUGCGUGUGUGAGUGUGUGUGAACGUGUGCACUCUGAAAGGGGAUGUUAUUUCCCAUGCAUUGCUGUAUCUUCUUUGGGACAAUUCCUAUUUAUUGUUAUUUAUUUAUCUUAUGUUGAAAUGUAACACUAACUGAACUGUCCCAAGCAAGACAUCCUGAUGUGUGAGCGAAAACAACACAUCCAGUGUAAAUGUGUGUGCGCGUGCGUGGGUAUGUGUGUGUGUCGUGACAGAGAGGAGCCUUGCCAUGGAGAUGGCUGUGACUCAUCUAGUACUUUAUUUCUUUAUUUAUUAAUUCUCAAAACAGGAAGUAAACAACACAGUUUCCCAGGACAGGUUAGAGGGGUACAUAUUACACACACACACUCAGGGUUUGUGGGGAUGUAAUCUAAAUCCAGUUAAUUCAGGUGUGGAUACUCUGCAAAAGUACAAAACCUGGAGCUGUUUUUUUCCCUCUGAAGAAUCAUUUAAUGUGUUUUUAUUUAAACAAUAAGAGAUAUCAAACACACAAGUCACAGUUUUGCUUUUUGUGCAAUUUCCAUCUGACUGAAAUAAAAUAAUUUAAUCUCCCAGACAUCCUUAACAACAGAAAACUGAAUGCAGCUUUGACCCAAACCCUGACGCACACAUACAGACGGUCUUUAACACUACACACACACACACAGCCACACCCCCUUCACCUGUAUGAGCACUUGAACAAUGCCAAGCAGACAUAUUUUUUUCAUUUUUACACCGUACAAUCAGUGCCAUAACAGCCUGUAUGUUUACCAUGCGGAUGAAAGACUAAGCGAGCGUUUCUGGAUGUGACACUGAUGGAAGCCACUGCCUGGGGUAGGCUUCACUGUGGUGUGCGUGAGUGUGAAUGUGAUAAAGAGAGUGAAAGCGAGAGAGACGGAUCCAACUCAGCCAUUUUGUAAAAGGUGACUCUGCAGUUGCCAGCAUUACUCUUCCCUGUGCAUGUCUAUCUUUGUACACUCCCCAGAUCGCAAGUUUAGCCGACACGAGCUCUCUGACUCGCUCAUGAACAUUUGUAAAGAUAUAUAUAAAUAUUUAAAUUACUUUUCUUGUAGGCUUUCAACGAUAUAUAUGUUAAAUCCCUACCUUCUAAAAUGCUGGUGUUCAAUAAAGACAGUUGCUACGUGUU